CCCGGAAGUAGUUGGAGUGAACUGGAGCGGCGUCGCUUGCGGCCUUCACCGCUAUGGGCCGUAACAAGAAGAAGCAGCGAGAUGGCGACGACCGGCGACCCCGGCUCGUUCUCAGCUUUGACGAGGAGAAGCGACGGGAGUACCUGACAGGCUUCCACAAGCGGAAGGUGGAGAGGAAAAAGGCAGCCAUCGAAGAGCUCAAGCAGCGGCUGAAGGAGGAGCGGAAGAAGCUCCGGGAGGAGCGCCACCAGGAGUACUUGAAGAUGUUGGCAGAGAGAGAGGAGGCUCUAGAGGAGGCAGAUGAGCUGGACCGGCUGGUGACGGCGAAGACAGAGUCAGUGCAGUACGACCACCCCAACCACACAGUCACCGUGACCACCAUCAGCGACCUGGAUCUCUCAGGGGCCCGGCUGCUUGGGCUGCCCCUGCCUGAGCAGGAGGCUGAGGACAGGUCCAAGGAAGAGGCGUCAUCUGGGGAAAAACCAACCAGAGCCUUACCCAGGAAGUCCAAAGACCCACUGCUGUCCCAGCGGAUCUCCUCUCUCACGGCAUCAUUACAUGCACACAGCCGCAAAAAGGUCAAAAGGAAACAUCCCCGACGGGCCCAGGAGUCCACCAAGAAGCCCCCGAGUGCUACUCGUACCAGUAAGACUCAGCGCCGCCGACUGACAGGCAAAGCCCAGCACAGUGGGGAGUGAGCCCCGAACGCCAGGCCGUGCCCGGCUUAUGCUGCAGGGACCUGUCCUGCCUCAUCUUGGCUCUCCCAGAAACCUAGUCGGUACAAAGGCAAUGGCUCCACGGCCCACGGUUGGGACGCUGGGACCUCUGCAGCCUGGGGCUGCCCUUGCCUGAGGACCACCCUGGGGCUUGGACUCCAGAAGGAGCGGACAUCUGAUCGCUGGCCUUCCACAGCCUUCAGGGCCAAGUUUGGGGGCCUUCCCAAGUGUAUACCCCACCCAGCACUCAUCAGAUUUGUGAAA
Messenger RNA from Choloepus didactylus (southern two-toed sloth), 980 nucleotides. RefSeq names its product nucleolar protein 12 (gene NOL12). Gene Ontology annotation, molecular function: RNA binding. The record is from RefSeq and is a predicted model, not a curated record. Bases 54 to 698 code for a protein of 214 amino acids. Gene Ontology annotation, cellular component: nucleolus. Lineage: Eukaryota; Metazoa; Chordata; Mammalia; Pilosa; Megalonychidae. The transcript is spliced from 6 exons.